AUGUCGUCCGAUAUUGCUUGGCAAAUCAUCCGCAACAACUCGUCUUUCUUGAAGACACGCAAAAAUGUCCCAAAGAAAUUUUCUACAGAAAAAUUCAAUUUGAUGUCGGUGAACUCUCAACGAUUCAAUGGACUUAUCAAUGAUAAAGCCAUCGAUAUUCAGAUCACUGGAGACGGAAAGUCGUUGAAAAUUUCGACCAAGAGCAAACAAGUGCAGAAGCCAGCAUCUAGCGUUCACACCACCACCGUUCGUGGAAACAAUCCACGAGCCGCUCUUCGCAAAGUCGCUCGCAUUGCCAAGGGAUACAAAAGUGUUGCUGGACAGCCAGCUCAACGUCGUGCUUCUCAGCUUCUCCGUUCGUUGAAGACGCACAAGUCGACAAAGAAGACAGGGAAAGCCGAG
Molecule: messenger RNA, 402 nt
Organism: Mesorhabditis belari
Lineage: Eukaryota; Metazoa; Nematoda; Chromadorea; Rhabditida; Rhabditidae
Source: the annotation of a GenBank genome assembly